Molecule: messenger RNA, 980 nt
Organism: Silurus meridionalis
Lineage: Eukaryota; Metazoa; Chordata; Actinopteri; Siluriformes; Siluridae
Gene: bglapl
Product: bone gamma-carboxyglutamate (gla) protein, like
Exons: 4
Coding region: 138-755 (205 amino acids)
Biological process (GO): regulation of cellular response to insulin stimulus; bone development; osteoblast differentiation
Cellular component (GO): extracellular region
Molecular function (GO): hydroxyapatite binding; calcium ion binding; structural constituent of bone
Source: RefSeq, a predicted model, not a curated record
UGUGUGUGUGUGUGUGUGUGAGGGUGUGUGUUGAAAAGCCAAAAGAGGCUUGGUGUCACUUGAUUCUCAAACCAAUCACAACCUUUGAAAACAGUCCUUGUGAAGGGGUUAGAACAGUAUAAAGGUGCUCAGGAAAAAUGAGAGAAAACAGAGAAAGAAGAACUGAAGUCGAACAAGACACCAAAAGCGAAACUUUGAAGAAAAGAGAACCUACAAAAGGCAAAAAGAUGAAGACGUUCACCCUUUUCAUCCUCUGUGCUGUGCUGUCUGCCUGCAUGUCUACAGGAGUACUGAAUAUUGCUGCUGAACCUGACGCCGAUCCUGCACCUGACCCUGCCACUGAUGCCCCCGCUGUGUCAGACUCUUCCUCUGAAUCAGACUCUGCAUCAGACUCUGCCUCUGACUCUGCAUCAGAUUCUGCAUCUGACUCUGCCUCUGACUCUGACUCAGUAUCAGACUCUGAUUCUGCAUCUGAUUCCGCCUCUGAUUCAGCCUCCGAUUCUUCCUCAUCUGAGUCUAACUCUAACAGCGUUGAAGCUACAGGUGCACCUGACCAUGUGAUGGUGAAGAGAUCUAUUGCCACGGCUCUGCUGAGGAGACACAGAAGAGCUGGAACUCCAGCAGCAGACCUGACCCUAGCUCAGCUGGAGAGUCUGCACGAGGUGUGUGAGGCCAACUUGGCCUGUGAACACAUGUCUGACACCAACGGGAUCGUGGCAGCUUACACCGCAUACUACGGCCCUAUCCCUUUCUAAAUGGCUUCGGAGAGAAGUCGCUUCUACAAGGACUCAAAGCUAAUCCAGAUUUAGAUGGAACAGAAAUCAGCUUUGCGGUAUUUGAACGGGUCUCACUGCCUCCGCUGCUUUGCAUAGAUGUGAAGGGAGAAAAGUAAACAGCUGUUUUUUAGCUUUUUUUUUCGACAGCUUUGCUGUAUGUUUUCACUGAAACCACUAGAAAGUUUCUGGUUUUGUAUCAGAGGU